UUGAUAUUUAGAAGUGACGAUGUCGAUGAGUACUCACAUGAGGCAUCAGAUUUCAAUCAGCACAGUUCAUUUGGGCGCAAACCGGAGAAGUCCCGCAAACAGAAUAUUCGCGAGCUUCGGGAGGACUUUGAGUAUGACCCCGAGCUUUAUGGUAUCAGGAGAUCAGAAAGGAGUCGUAAAGAGCCCAAUCGCUUUGACGCCAUUGCAGAAGUUGGGAUAGAGCGACGACCCCCGACUAAGGCGCGUGGGCGCAUCCUCUCAGAAUCUGAUUCAGAUGAAGAGGCACGUGAUGAGAAUUCUUCGGAAAGCAGUUCGAAUCGGGGGCUGUACAAAAAUAGGCACAGUUCCCGGUUUUCGGGCCGCACUCGUGGUUGCCGGGUCAACUAUAAAAGUGCUUUCAAUGACGAAAGUGAUUCGGCAGAUGAUGGAGAUUAUGAAAUGGCAAACGGGCACACAGCAGAAAGUCGCAGUCGCCGGGCUCCUUUGGCUGCAAAUGCUAACAGAACUCAGCACGCAAUGCUGCAAAAACCGCGAGGUCCCCUGAUAAGAAUGUCUGGGAAGGCGUCUGAAAGGUACCACUUCUUGGAGGAAGUAAAGCAAGCUGAUAUCUCUGAUGCUGAUUCUUACGGUCCGCAACAUGAAAAUUUGUCCGAUGACUCAACAGCUGAGGAUUCCCGGCAAGCUCCAACUGAUUACACCGGUGCAGACAUGGGUGAGGAGGAAACUGACGUGAUUGAAGAGGUUCUGAGUCACGCUGUUCGUCGCGUCGGUGCCACAGGGAAUCGGACAACCCUUUACAAUUGUCGUCUUGAAUACGAUCCAAAUGAAGGAUUUGAUCCUGCUAAGGAAAAGGGUGAGGUGCAAUACUUGAUCAAGUGGCGCUCUUGGAGCCACAUCCAUUCCACUUGGGAGACUGAGGCCUCACUUACAAGCACCGAUCGUGGGUGUCCCGUUGAUGGACUGAAACGCCUCUACGCAUAUCAGGCGAUCGUUGAAGAGCGAAAAGAACGCGAAAAGCUAGCCGGCCGUGACGAACUUGAAGCGAUGCUCUACGAAGAUGAGCGGAAUGAACUCAUUCUUUCGGAAAAGAUGGAUGUUGAUAGAAUUGUCGCUCACAGCCGGGACAAAGAACAGGGGUCGGUUGACUAUCUGUGCAAGUGGCGUCGGCUCGACUACCGAUUUUGUACAUGGGAAUCAGGACGAGUUAUCAAGUUUCUCUAUCCUGGAGCUAUCGAGGCUUACCAGAGGCGAUGCAAUUCGACGACUCUGCCAAAUUUACAUCACGCGGCUCUUUUGAAUCGUCCACGUUUUGUUCGGCUCAUGGAGCAGCCUAAAUACGUAGGUGAAGGUAAUGCUGACUUGCAGUUGCGUGACUACCAACUCAAGGGGCUCAAUUGGAUCGCGCACGCAUGGACUCGUGGUAACAGCGUUAUUCUUGCUGACGAAAUGGGUCUCGGGAAGACCAUCCAAGCAGUUAGUUUCCUCUCCUACCUCUUUCAUGAGCACGGUAUCCAUGGGCCCUUUCUUCUCGUUGUUCCCUUGAGCACCAUUUCCAGUUGGCAAAAGGAGUUCGAGCUUUGGGCUCCUCAGCUGAACAUGAUUGUCUACGUAGGUGAUCAUAUUUCGCGGCAGUUCAUUCGCGAACACGAGUGGUCUCAUGCCGGAGUAGGUGGUGGGAGACGACAGCAGCUGCUCAAAUUUAACGUCUGCGUUACGACCUAUGAGAUAUUGCUGAAGGACAAGUCGUGGCUUGGGCAGGUUUCGUGGGCGGCUCUGGCGGUUGACGAAGCUCACCGUUUGAAGAAUGAUGCCAGCCAGUUGUACAAAACUCUUUUCACUUUUGACACCAACACUCGGUUACUAAUUACGGGCACACCUCUUCAAAACUCUCUCAAAGAGCUAUGGUCCCUCUUGCAUUUCUUGAUGCCAAAUCUAUUUGAAGAUUGGGAAGAAUUCGAAUCAAACUAUAGCCUCCAGGGACAAACUAAUUCGCCAGAUAGUUAUGAAGCAAUCAAGAACCUUCACCGUACUCUCGAACCUUUUCUUUUACGCCGUGUAAAGAAAGACGUUGAGCAGUCGCUUCCUGCAAAGACGGAACAAAUUCUCCGCGUAGAAAUGUCGAAAAAACAGGCAACUCUUUAUCGUCUUAUACUUGCCCGUAACUAUGAUGGAUUACUGAAAGUCACUCGUGGCCACAAAACGUCAUUCAUCAAUAUUGUGAUGGAGCUUAAAAAGUGUUGCAACCACGCGAACCUUAUUGCACCUCCACCGGACGAGGACUUUCGUCGAGUAGAUGACGCAACUCUUCGCGAACUUAUCAGAGGUAGCGGAAAAUUAAUGCUUCUUGAUAAGCUUCUCCAACGACUCAAACCACAGGGUCAUCGCGUUCUCAUUUUCAGUCAGAUGGUAAGAAUGCUCGAUAUAAUUGCUGACUACCUUCAACUUCGCGGCUGGGGUUUCCAACGUUUGGAUGGUUCAAUUCGGGGUGAACUUCGAAAACAGGCACUUGAUCAUUUUAAUGCCGAGGGAUCGACCGACUUCUGCUUUCUCUUGUCAACGCGCGCCGGUGGUCUAGGUAUCAACCUAGCGACUGCUGAUACUGUAGUUAUUUUUGAUUCCGAUUGGAAUCCACAAAACGACCUUCAGGCGCAAGCGCGCGCUCACCGAAUCGGCCAAACAAAACAAGUGUCCGUUUACCGACUGGUUGUGAAGGAUUCCGUCGAAGAAAAAAUUAUUGAAAGUGCUACUCGAAAGAUGCUUCUCGAUCAUCUGGUUAUUCAACGAAUGGACUCGGGAAGUAGUCGGGGUGGAAAUAAUCGAAAAACUGAUUCAAAAGGUCAGGUUCUUACUGAGAUUCUCCGCCAUGGUGCUGAGAGUAUUUUUAAGCAAAAUGAAGAGGAAGUUGCUGAGGUUGAGGUCGACAUAGAUGAUAUCCUCAACCGUGCUGAAAUGCGAGAUGCGAAUGCCGAAGAAGACCCUUAUAAUCCGGCAAACGUUCUUCUCUCCACCUUUAAUGUGGUGACCCUCGAUCAGCUGGAACAAGAAGACACAAAACCCGUCCAAAUUGAACCCACAGGAAAAGGUACUAAAAUGUGGUCCGAAAUAAUUCCUGAGGAGAUGAGAGAGCAGGUGAAACGAGAGGAGAGUCAAGAUGCCCUCUUAGAUCUUGAAUUAGGGCCACGCCGCAGAAGACAAGUGAAAACAUUUCAGGCUGGCGUCGACAAUUCCGAGCACACUGGUAGUUCCUGUUCAGAAAGUGAGCUUGACGGGAGGCGCCCUGCUCGUUUGUCGGAUAAGGAGAUUCGAGCUCUUGUUAGGGCCAUAAAACGGUUCGCACGCCCACUUGAACGUAUAGAUGCAAUUGCGGCUGAAGCCGAAUUACCUGAUCGAACGAGUUACGAAGUUCGUGAAGUGGUAGAAACAAUUCUUAAGGGCUGCAAGGCUGCAAUGCAAUCGCCAUCGGAGACAGCUGAUAGCGUGGCUAGUAACACCUCCAAACAAAAGGGACCAGUCUACUACUAUGGCAAGGUUGCUGUCGCUGCCAAAUCCCUAUUUAUGAGUUUAAGCCACCUAGAGAUUUUGUACAAGGUGCUUCCCACAUCCUCCAAAGAAGACAGGCUGAACUACGAGCUUCCAUUUGUUCCCAAGUAUGCUAAUUGGUCGAACCCUUGGGAUGCCAAAGACGAUGUUCAUUUGCUUGUUGGGGUCUAUGAGCACGGUUACGACAAUUGGGAAGCGAUUAAAUUGGAUUCCGAUCUUGGUCUCGGUUCUAAGCUCCUUCCGCUAUCUGCAAAUGAGCGACCCCAGGCGAGCCACAUUCGGGCCCGUGUAGAUUAUCUCCUCAAGACUUUGAACAAAUCAAUCACAACAGCAAAUACCAAGGACUCCAAAAAAGGGGUAAUGCAUCGACGUCACGAAAAGGCCUCGAAGCAACAAAAAAAGAAGCACUCGAAGCGUUCCACAGCCCCAAUCCUCACAGAGGAUUCAUCACGUCCAGGCAUUAAACCCAAGUCUGCAGAAUUUGUAGAGUCUGACGACAGUUCAUCGGAUUCCGAACAUGAUGUUGAUAUGCCUUCGGUUCCCACUAUACAGUCCUUAAAGUUAAAGAAAUCCACAAAGCGGCCGCUAAAAACUGAGACCAAUGAUGACCAACCACCAGCAAAGAAGACCAAAAAAGACUCAAGACCAAAGCACGAGCCUUUGCAUUACACUGCCAAUCACGAUCUAGUGUCAAUUAGCAAAGCAGAACAGGAGGAGUUCCAUGAAAUGCGUGGACCACUUUUUGACAAGUGCAAACAGAAACUUCAUCCAAUUAAGAAGUUAUUUAAGCAUUUGGAGCGCUUAGAGAACGAUAACAUAAUGAAGGGGGAGCAAUUCGAUCGUGUCGUCCUCGGUAUUGGCGAACACAUUCGGAUGUUAGUUAGUGGCAUUGAAGAUCGUGAACAACGCCACACUUGGAGAAAGCUGUAUUGGGAAUUUGUGCAAAACUUUUCUGAACGAAAUGCUUCCGAACUGCAGCAGGCUUACCGACUGGCGCGAGCAAAUGAAUUAAUUAAGCAAGAUGACUUCGAAACUAAUUCGUCCACCAAGCUAUCAGACAAGCACCGUGAUGACUGUAAUAGCCACGAUCGUGGUCGUCAUCAUCAUCGACACCAUCAUCGUCAUCAGGAGAACCACCACAGUCGUCACCAUGAGGACCCCGACGUUGGAGGCGAUAGCAAAAAAAACGUGGAUCGCCAUUCCCAGCACCGCGGUCACUCCCAUCACAGACAUAGUAGUAGCGGAGGUGGUAAGCGCUAUUCUUCACCCAAUGCUGGGGAAAAGAAAUUCACUGGGGAAUGGGCGAGUUGUCGACGAGGUGUCAAUUCAAAUGAUAGACUGCCAAGGCACCGUAGUCGCAACGACUGGUCUGGAAGUUCAGGGAACUUUAACAAUGAUCGAUACAACAACGCCUUCAAUCGACCCGGUCCUGGCUUCAAUACCUACGUGAACUCUGAUUUUCACCGUCCUCCGUUGUCUCAGGGACAUGGUAUGGAUUCUGCCUCUAGCAGCAUCCCCCCACCCUACUCCUUCCAACCUCCACCUCCCUCCUGGCAGCGCCACCCAUCACCCCCUGCUCCUCUCCUGCCUGCUCCAUCUUCGGUCGCCUGUAACAGCAUUAUUCCUCCUCCAAUUGUAGCACCAUCGCUUGCGUCUUUCUCCUCAUCGUCUCGUGAUCCUCGGCUGCUGUCCAAUCGGCCCUAG
Messenger RNA from Mesocestoides corti, 5244 nucleotides. Lineage: Eukaryota; Metazoa; Platyhelminthes; Cestoda; Cyclophyllidea; Mesocestoididae. The record is from the annotation of a GenBank genome assembly.